AUGGCUGAUCAACAACAAGAAAUUCGUUUUAUUGAAAAUUUUAUUAUUAUAUGGGUGGACUCGAAGCUUCGUCGCAGAAAUAGAAGAAAUGAAGAUAUUCAAACAUCGAUUACAAAACUCCGCCAUAUUGUCAAUUUAAUCAAAAUGUUUGAUACAUGUGAGUCAUGUAUCGAUUUUAUUGACAAUAAAGUGAAACAAGAAAAGGUCUUUUUGAUUGUUUCGGGCUCCCUUGGGCAACAGCUAGUACCUAGCAUUGAACAUGACAUUAAACUUGAUUCAAUUUAUGUGUUUUGUUGUAAAAAAUUUAAACAUGAACAAUGGGCAAGAAAGGAAAACCAUCGUAAAAUCAAAGGCAUCUUUACAGAUAUUCAAGAUAUUUGUAAUCAACUCAAGGAAGAUAUAAAACAUUGUCAAAAUGACUUGACUUCUAUUCAGACAGUCGGUUCACAAACAUUAGAAAUUUCAAAUCACCUUGAUGCAUCGUUCAUGUACUCGCAAUUACUCAAAGACAUUAUACUCAGUAUAGAAUAUGAUAAUACAACUCGUGAACAAGCGAAACAAGAUUUUAUUGAUUUUUGUCGAAUUUACUAUGCUCAUAAUAAUGCAGAAUUAUGUGUAAUCGAAGAAUUCAAGCAAAAUUAUAGCAAUCCAUCUCCGAUUUGGUGGUAUACACGUGAAUGUUUUCUUUAUUCAAUGCUAAAUCGAGCUUUAUGUACGCAAGAUAUGGAGAUUUUGAUCAAGAUGAACUUCUUUAUUUAUGAUCUUCAUCAACAACUUGAACAACUUCAUAAAACAACGAACAAUGGUAACAUAUUGACUGUCUAUCGAGGUCAAGGUAGGAUACUACCUGCGGCGUUAGAUCGAAUGAAACAAAAUCAAGGUGGUCUCAUUUCAUUUAACAAUUUUUUGUCGACAAGUACAUCGCAAGAAGUUUCUUUAUGUUUUUCUCGAAAAGCUCUACAGAAGCCUGAAAAAGUGGCUGUUCUAUUCGAAAUGAUUAUUGAUCCGUCGAUAUUAUCGGUACCAUUUGCAUUACUUGAUAAACACAGCUAUUUUCAAGACACAGAAAAAGAAAUACUCUUUUCAAUGCAUACCGUAUUUCGUAUUGGUGAAAUAAAAUCAUUGGAUGAUGAUAACAAAUCACGAUUUUGGAAUGUUCAUUUAACAUUGACUAAUGCCAAUGAUGAACAACUUCGCCAAUUAACAGAACAUAUGCGCAUAGAUCUCAGCUCUUCUCUUGACUAUGAACUUCAAAUCAACAUGGAUCCUACAUGGCGAUUAAGUAAACUACUUGUACAUAUGGGUGAAUAUGACAAAGCAAUUAAACUAUAUGAAAUGAUCCUUGAUAAGGCAACACAUGAAAAUAAUUUGAAGUACGUACAAAUGACACACUAUCAAUUGGCCGAACUGCUUGCAUUAUAUAAGAAUGAUUGGAAACGAGCAAGAGUGCAUUUUCGCAAGAUGUAUAGUAUAAUCAUACUUGAUGAGAGUAUUGUUGCUGAUGAAGCCAGGAGUGACUUGAUCACUGUCUUUUCGACAAUACGAAAUGUGCUUGGUAGCGAACAAAUUAAUGAGGAUAUGUUUCACUUAGCUAUAGCCGAACUAUUGAGCAAGUUGAUUCCAAUAUAUCUUGAUUACUCCUUAAGACCGCUAUGCCCGCUUGAUUAUCAACUCAUAGUGGACCGUUACAAUUAUAUUGGUUGGGUACAAAAAAACCAGGGGAAAUUGUUGGAAGCAUGGGCUAGUCAUGAGCAUGCACUGCGAAUAAUACGCGAACAUUUGCCUCCUACUCAUCCUCGUUUGGCAAUGACAUAUAAUUACAUGAGUUUGCUCUAUUCGACAAUGAACGAUCAUUCGGGUGCCCUGGAUUGUCUCGAAAAAGCACUUGAUAUUCAAGAAAAAGUUCUGCAACCAAAUCAUCCACAUCUAGCUGAAACUCAUUUUCUUAAGUCGAUUACUUUUGAACGUUUGAACAAAAUUGAUAAUGCUUUUCAACAUGCAAAGAAAGCUGUCGAUAUUGCACGUCAAGCAUUUAUGACAUCUGAUGAUCCGAAUAUGAAAAAGUAUCAAGAGCAGUUCGAUAAAAUUGUUCUAUUGAAUCAAUCUUGUAAUGAACUUGUGCUUUAG
Molecule: messenger RNA, 2127 nt
Organism: Rotaria sp. Silwood2
Lineage: Eukaryota; Metazoa; Rotifera; Eurotatoria; Philodinida; Philodinidae
Source: the annotation of a GenBank genome assembly